Aspergillus aculeatinus CBS 121060 is the source of this 1688-nucleotide messenger RNA. Its product is annotated as amidohydrolase family protein. The transcript has 4 exons. Gene Ontology annotation, cellular component: cytosol; cytoplasm. NCBI's taxonomy places the organism in Eukaryota, Fungi, Ascomycota, Eurotiomycetes, Eurotiales, Aspergillaceae. Gene Ontology annotation, biological process: secondary metabolic process. The record is from RefSeq and is a predicted model, not a curated record. Bases 474 to 1688 code for a protein of 404 amino acids. Gene Ontology annotation, molecular function: carboxy-lyase activity; hydrolase activity.
CUGGACUACAUGGUGCUGGCGCUGGGCGCCUACCUCAUCACGUUCGCCUCGAUGAGCUCCGUGCCUGCCGCGGUGACGUACGCGAUCGAGUGCGUCGCCGCGCAGCCCACCGAGGUGGCCGCCUUCAUGGGCGCCUAUCGCCUCUCCCUGGGGCUGGUGAUCCCCUUCUUCAUCGAUCAGUGGGUGGCGCGCGUGGGGUUCGGGUGGGUCUAUGGCAUGAUGGCCUUCUUUUCGAUCUUCGCUUUCACCUUCGUCGUGGGACUGAUGGGCUUCGGGGAACGACUGCGCGAGCGCACGCUGCGCGGCUUGGCUUCGCGGGAGGUUGGGAGAAAGAUCAUUGAUGAUUUGGACUAAGAGGGGCAAGGGGUUUUGAAAAUGCCCAUGGGUCCGUUUGCCCUGGAUCCGAGGUGGAAAAGCUCAAAGUGAAUUAGUGUAUCUAGCUGUUGGACGAAUCCCCGCCCCGUCAUCAGUAGAUGAUAGAUGAUACGAAACUGGCUAACAGCCUCUACGACGAGGCGGAGAACAUCCGGUUCGCGAACCUUCCCACGUUCGCGAGCAUGAUGAGCCCGAUUGAGAUUGCUAAGGCGUUCGAUGCGCCGGUACAACGUGGCUCGGCAACGGGGAGGGAGGCGUCGCGCACCAUCCUGGCAGGCCUGGCAGGAGCCCUCAGCCUCAGCAGGCUGAGCCAGCGCUCAGAAGCCCCAUCACUUACAAAUGCCACGACCCUCCCCCUCAAAAUCGACACCCACCACCACUUCAUCCCCGACUUCUACCGCGAAGCAAUCGACACAGCGGGCGGCGACCCAGCCGGCAUCCCCACGCCUAACUGGACCCUGCAAACGACCCUCGACCACCUGGAAACCAACAACGUCCGCAAAGCCUACCUGUCCCUAACCACCCCGGGCCCCACCAUCGCCGGGCCCAACACAACGACCAUCCGCCAACUGGCCCGCCGCGCCAACGAGUACGCCGCCAGCCUGGUCGCCGCCCACCCCAGCAAGCUCGGCUUCUUCGCCUCGCUCCCCUCCCCCCUCGACGACCCCACCGGCACCCUCGCCGAACUCACCUACGCCGUCGACACCCUCCACGCCGACGGCGUCACCCUCUUCACGCGCUACGGCCCCGACAACACAUACCUAGGACACCCCUCCUUCCAGCCCCUGUGGUCAGCCCUCAACGCCCGCCGCGCCGUCGCCUUCAUCCACCCGACCACCGCCGCCUGCAACGAGUGGAUCAACCACGUCCUCCCGCCGCCGAUGCUGGACUUCCCGGCCGAGACCACCCGCGCCGCCAUCGACAUGAUCAUGGGCAACGUCACCCGGGCCUUUCCGGACGUGACCCGCAUCCUCUCGCAUGCCGGGGGCACCCUCCCGUUUCUGAUUUCCCGGAUCGCGGUGACGGCGGGAGCGGUGCAGCAGCCGAAUGUGACGGUGUAUGGGAAGACGUAUGCGGAGUGGAUGGAGGGGGUGCGCUCGUUUUACUAUGAUUUGGCGUUGGUGGGGACACCCGGGGUUUUGGGGUUGGUGCUGGGGACGGUGGAGCCGGGGAGGGUGGUUUAUGGAUCGGAUUUUCCGUAUGCGAAUGCGGAUAAAGUGGCUGGGUAUCGGGAGUAUUUGGAUGAGUAUGCCAUGGACGAGGAGUUGCGGAAUGGAAUUUACUUUGGGAAUGCGGAGCGGCUGUUGGGUUAG